UGGAGAAGCUGCUGCUCAGCCUGCCCCCUGGAUGAAGCGCUACCCUGCAAGCAGCACCCAGCCAACACGUUUUGGAAUGAACUUCUGUGUAACAGUGCAGAAGAGCUUUGUGGAGCUGAAGGAGGGGCUGAACAGGUACCCUCACCUGCAGGUGACUCCGCCCCUUCGGCUCAAAGAGGUGGGAGUUGAUGCUCCGCGGCUGGUCUUCCUCGGGAAAGACAACCUUGGUGUUUACACUGGGAGGAACAAGGGUUCCAAGGAGGCGAUACUUUUUGAUUGUCUUAACGGGAAAACAGUCUAUGAGGAUUUAGACCAACUCUCCAAUCGGCUGGGAGACGUCAGAACUGAUCAGGCCUUGAGUAUUAGCCGAACUCCUCACGAGGCUAUUCUGGUGCUGCUGGACUCCAGCACCUCCAUGCGGCACGAGUGUUAUUUCGCGGACGCGGCGAUGGACCGGAUGACGGCUGUCAAGCAGCUGUUCGAUGCCUUCGCCAACAGAAGCAUGGCCUACAACUUCCACAUCGUCAUCGGCCUGGUCACAUUUGGCAGAAGCGUGGACAUUAUCCACAUCUUCACUGAAAAUCUAGAGAAGUUUAAGCAACGCAUGCAGUCUCUGGAGGCCAAAGGCAACACUCCGCUGUACGACGCACUGGACCUCGCUGCCGCGGAGCUUGGCAAGAUGAAGGAGCAGUUUCCCCAGUGUCGCCUCCGCGCACUGUGCCUCACCGAUGGCUACGACACCUCGUCCUCCCAGUCCCCGGUGGAGGUUAGCCUUGCGUGCCCAGGUCCUCCCAGUCCCCGGUGGAGGUUUGCCUUGCGUGCCCAGGUCCUCCCAGUCCCCGGUGGAGGUUAGCCUUGCG
This is a messenger RNA of Alosa alosa (allis shad), 860 nucleotides long. RefSeq lists its product as uncharacterized. The record is from RefSeq and is a predicted model, not a curated record. NCBI's taxonomy places the organism in Eukaryota, Metazoa, Chordata, Actinopteri, Clupeiformes, Clupeidae. The transcript is spliced from 7 exons. Bases 32 to 853 code for a protein of 273 amino acids.